Messenger RNA from Bombyx mandarina (wild silkworm), 796 nucleotides. RefSeq names its product trypsin. The record is from RefSeq and is a predicted model, not a curated record. Lineage: Eukaryota; Metazoa; Arthropoda; Insecta; Lepidoptera; Bombycidae. Gene Ontology annotation, biological process: proteolysis. Gene Ontology annotation, molecular function: serine-type endopeptidase activity.
UUGUAUGUUUCUUUUAGGUGUACGAUCAGUUGAGCUUACAGGCUCGACCAGAAGAAUAGUGUAUGGACAAAACACGUCUAUAUCUUCGGUACCAUGGCAGGUCUCCAUCAGGGACAGAGUCUACCCGAUCUGUGGAGGAACCAUACUAACUGAGAUAUGGAUUAUAUCCGCCGCACAUUGCUUACUGAGACAUUUAGUGGCAAACUUGAGCAUCCGCCUUGGUUCGUCCUGGAAAUCGCAUGGCGGUGAAAUGUAUGAUGUCAAAGAAAGAUUAGUUCAUCCGUCAUAUUUAAGCAGCAGCAAGGCCAACGACGUAGGACUACUCCGCCUGUAUUCACCUCUCCGCUUCACCAACAAAAUACUACCCUUGAAACUUAUAGACCGCGAGAAGAGAUUAUUGGCUAAUAAGUUGGCUGUUGUUUCAGGGUGGGGGAAAAUUAAGGAGGGUGGUCCGUCCGCAACAUAUUUGCAAUCUUCCCCGAUCCGAACAAUUCCCAUGAAACUAUGCAAGAGAUCAGCACUUAACCGCAAGGCCAUAGAUCCCGCAUCCAUGUUCUGCGCCGGAUCGUUCAUCCAGUCUUCGCCUGAUGCUUGUCAAGGUGACAGCGGAGGUCCAGUGGCCCUCGAAGGAGAGCUGAUCGGCGUGGUAUCUUGGGGCUUGGGUUGUGCCAGAGGAAAUUUCCCAGGAGUCUACACGCGACUCUCGCAUCCUGCCAUAUGGGACUGGGUUUAUAAUCAUAUCAGCAGCAGCAACAAUACGAGACUUAGAAUUGGCGAUUCCGAGUUGGAUGUAUAA